CCGAAACCCCCCCAAGUCGCACACCUUCUCCAAAGAAACAGCGAUAACAAGAAAAACAACAACAAAGAAAGAGAUAGAUAGAAGUGGGAAACCCAGAAAUCAUGGACCACACCACCAACAUAGUACCCUCCUACCCGGAGGCCUUCCCACCACUCGACUCCUACACACCUAUAACAUCGCAACACAACCACUCCGCACCGCCAAUCUGCGACGACAUAUACUCCUCCACAACAACAACAACAACAACAACAACAGCAACCACACUAGACCCCGUCUUCCAAAUCCAGUACGACACGCCUCUAUACACCGAAAUCAACAUCCCCCUCCCACGCCUCCCCCCUCCUCGCAACCCCGCCUGCAAAACCGGCAACAUCACCAGUCCGCCUCCCUCGCCAUCAACCGCCGCCGCCGCAGCAGCAGCAGCACAAGACGCACCACCCCGCGGCCGUUCAAAAACCCUCUCGUCACUCUCUCGCUUCCGGACGCGGCGCUCUUCAUCUACCUCGUCCUCUCAAACACCUCCGUCUCCCUCCAUAUCAUCCUCGGCGAUGCAAAGGCAAAGCGACGACACCCCGCGCACUCGGCCCCGCAAAGAAACUAUCAAAUCGCGCGAAAUCAACGCGCUGAUGGAUCUGCGGCAUCAGAGCAAGAAAGGGCCGAGCGGCACGAUUGAUGCGUUGGCGGUUGUGCCUGCGGUGCUGGUGUUGAGUGCCGAGUUGUUUACGCCCGGCGAGAAGGGGGGCAAGAGGAAGGAUUCGGGGGUGGGGAGGUGGGAGGAUGGCAUUAGGUAGGAGGGCGAUUGUCAAGGGAAAAGGGACUUUCAUUUUUUUUUUCUCUUUACACGUUCAAGGGGUAAGAUUUCAUGGAAGGAAUUGCGGCGUUUGGAGCAUUUUCUUUUGGGCCAAAGCUGCGAUGGGAGAUGGGAGUGGGCGGCUUUUUUUGGGGGGGUGGUGUCUUGAGCCACAUGUGUAUACUACUGCGUAAAACAGAAAGGAAUCGAGGGGGAAGAGAAAGGGAAAAAAAGUUGUGGUUGCGGGGGAAGGGGAAUUUUGUUGGAUGGAAGAUGAGAAGGAGAGUUGAGAUGCUGGGUUCAGCAGAGGAAUGAAGAUAAAGGAACGAACUUGAGCGGCACGAUGCACCUACUAGUUAGUUGGAGAAAUUCCUCAGGACUGCAGUUGCAGAACAUGUAUACCCCAAAUCAGUCUAUUCAUGAUAACAUGCAUAUUCAAUUCUCUGAACAG
This is a messenger RNA of Bipolaris maydis ATCC 48331, 1241 nucleotides long. RefSeq lists its product as uncharacterized. The record is from RefSeq and is a predicted model, not a curated record. NCBI's taxonomy places the organism in Eukaryota, Fungi, Ascomycota, Dothideomycetes, Pleosporales, Pleosporaceae.